UGCUGUUGCACACACACAGUAACACGUGUCUGCUGUUACAGGGAGGGAAAACAUAGCAACAGCAGCUCUCAAAACAGGAAAAGCGGUCUCCCUUCGUAAAGCGGUCUCCCUUCGUAAAGAUUGAAACGAUAUGUUAUUAACUUGAGUCAUUAGUGGAUGAUAAAGUUACAGUAACUAUAGGAAAUCAGAGCGACCGACAGCUGCCUAUUAUUUUUUGAUCACGCCAUAUCUUUACGAAAUGAAUGUACUGUUUUUGCGAUACGAACUUAGGAUGUGUUUACCUUACAGACGCAAAGAUGCAAAGAACAUGAUCAGGACUGAUGGCCUCUCUAAAAGUGAGGCGACUCGGCGGGACAAUGGGACGACACCACCCCAGAUGCUGCACCUUUUAUCCGCUGUCUUCGUGUGGCUCGUGACGGGCACGACCAUAUCCAGCUUAAACAAAUGGAUAUUUGCCGUGUACAACUUCAGGUAUCCUCUGCUUCUGUCAGCACUGCACAUGCUCACCGCAAUAGUGGUGGACUACGGGCUGAUCAAGCUGAAAGUCAUCCGUCACCGAGGAGUCGGCGAGCAGGACUUGACAGCCAGCGCAAAGUUCAAGGUGUUCCUACUGAGUUUAACUUUUUGUGCAAGCAUCGCGUUUGGGAACGUGGGGCUCAACUAUGUCCAGUUGUCUUUCGCACAGAUGAUCUAUACGACCACACCAAUUUUCACGUUGGCCAUAUCUACUCUGAUCCUCGGAAAACAACACCACAUGAUAAAAUACACCGCUAUGAUGCCAAUCUGCCUCGGAGCCUCUUUCAGCAUUAUGGGCGAGGUCCAGUUCGACCAGACGGGCUGCCUUUUCGUUGUCGCCGCCACAAUGCUACGAGGUGUUAAGUCCAUUCAACAGAGCAUCCUACUCCAGGAGGAGAAGAUCAACUCUGUCUUCCUCCUCUACCUCAUGUCUAUCCCCAGCUUCUGCAUCCUGAUCGUGGCAGCCCUGGCGCUGGAGAACUGGGCCGUCCUGGAGUCGCCGUUCAGCUACGACCGGCACCUGUGGCUCUUCAUCCUGCUCAGCUGCCUGGGCUCAGUGCUGUACAACCUGGCCAGCUGCUGCGUGAUCACGCUCACCUCGGCCGUCACGCUGCACAUCCUGGGCAACCUGAACGUGGUGGGCAACCUGCUGCUCUCGCAGCUGCUCUUCGACAGCCAGCUGUCGGCGCUCAGCUGUGCCGGCGCCGCACUCACACUCUCCGGCAUGCUCAUCUACCAGCACUCGGAGUUCAUCGCCGGCUACCUGGACGCGCGGCACGCCCGGCAGACGGAGAGCCAGGCGGACGGGGAGAGGGACAGGGAUGGAAUGGUCCGUCCACUACUGGACUGCUGCUCAAGGGUGCCGGAUGAAGACUCCAGCCUGCUGACAGAGAGCCAAUCUGAGGAGGAGUCAGCAGCAGAACCGGAGACUCCCGACUUGGAUGGAACGUCAGAGGUCGAGAGGCAAGAGGUGAAGGAGGAGACUUUAGAUGGCAACAAGGACAAGUUGGACUGAGGCGGUCAGAAGCGGAAUGAUGGUGAAAGAUACAGUGUGGAAUGCUCACAGUGGAGCACAUGCUGACACAGGUGGGCAUCACGAACCUCCAAGGCGAGAAGCGUCUCCAUGCCUCGGAAAACAGACGGACAGACACACAGCGUUCAGAACUCUCUCUCUCUCUCUCUCUCUCUCUCUCUCUCUCUCUCUCUCUCUCUCUCUCUCUCUCUCUCUUUUUUUUAUUUUUUAUUUCUCCUUCCUGUACCCCUCCCCUUACCUCCUCACUGUGCCAACCUUUUAUUUAUUUUAUUAUCGUCCUCUGUGAGGGGAGACGAGGUCAGUCCUGAGAGGCACUGAGAUUGAUGCACACUGGCAGAUAGAGAUGCCUUUUUGCAAAAGUGUCCACUGUAGAGUAGAGGUACACUCUACCGCCCCCCCCCCCCCCCCCCCCCCCCAACCUGCUCACUUUCUCAAGAGAGGGGCGUGUAGAAGCCUGAGAGAGCUCAGUGGUGGUGAGCUCAUAUCACUCUUUGUCCUCUUCAUACCACUGUGAAAAUUGGCUGAAGCAAGCAUGCACUCCUUUUUUGUUUGUUUUGGGGUUUUUUUUUUUCUUUUGCCUGUUAACCUUUUUUCGCAUGCACCACAUGGGCAGGAGUGAGAAUUUUGACGCACUUUUUCAGUUGAAAGACAGCAAGCAAAAUGGCACAAUGUUUACCAAGAAAGAGGAACUUUGAGACAAAAGGAAAUGAGUCUGGUCUUCACACUCCUCAGCUGUAUAGCCUUGGGCCCUUUGCUCAUGUGUGAACUGAUCUGAGAACAGGCGAGAUGGUUACAUCCCUGAUGAGUCAUGAUGUUUUCACUGACUCAUCCUUCCUCUUCCUGUGAUCAGAUCAGUUCUCACGGGGGACUGGGGCCGCUGAUGUAAAGCACAGGUGGGCAUAUCGGCUUUCAAAGGGCUCUCGUGUGCCAGGUAGGUGUGCCAAGGUCGCCUUUGGGCAGGAGAAGAUUAGUCUGACUAUCUGUCAGUCAGCCUUUUCUAGGCCAAAGUCACCUUCACCACACACACUGGUCCAUCAGGAAUAGACAUGCCAAGCCAUUGUGUAUAAUUAGAGGUACUGUUCCAACCAAACCUCCCCAUACUACUGGGGAGGUUAACUUGAGGCAGCUGACAGUAUGGGAGGCCAUAUGUCAAAUGAGCAUGCGGUUGUUUAUUACUCUUUUUGUUUUUAUUUAUUUUUUGGUCUUGAUUUUGUUUACAGUUGGAGACGUGUUCCUCAUUACGUGGUUUGACGCACACAUCAUGCUUGCCGAUGUUUGGUAUGCAUUGUUUUUUUUUAAAUGACUGUGGACAACCAGCAGGUACAAGCAUCCUUUGAUGUGAACAACCAUCAACCUUGGGGGAAAAAAACGAGGAGUCCAUAUUUCUCAUCUAAAAGGCCAGCCAUGUUUAUCCUGUCCCUUUAUCGUAACCUGUUACACCUGUGCUUGCUGUCAGUGAACUUCCCAACCCCUGAAGAAACACUCAACAGCCCCUUUUUGCGUUUGAGUGCUGAGUGGCGUUGGAACGAAGCAUGAGCACUGAAUGGGUUUCUGUUGCCCGCAGGCUUUUAUUAAUAGUUCUGUGUCGCAUGGGUCUCGCUCCAUUUUCAAACUGAGUCUUCCCAAUGGAGUCAAGAAUGAGGCUCACCUCCGCUUCCCUCAGAGGAGACAUCGAACACCACCCUGCGUCAUGCCUUACCUCUCAUGGCCUAGAUGGGUGCUGAUUGUCAUUGGAAAAAAAAAAUGUUACUUCUUUUAAAUUAUUUAUUGUUAUUAAGAGUUAUAUCUGACCUAAACAAAAGGCAGUAUUAUAAGUAGUCACUCCAAUUUUGGUGUGUGGAAAUUUGUAAUUUUUGACUGGGAGGAAAUAGUGUCUCUCUAAGGGUUCUUGCACUGCGGCUCCGUUGAGGUUAGUCUGUGCUGAACGUAUGCUGUGGCACCCCCUGCUGGGUGGAAUGAGCACUUUGGUCCUUUUAAAGGCCCUCAACGUAAAUCAAGCAGUGUAUUUAGAAAGCAUUUGGAAGAAUUCAUGUCAGACAUUUUAGAAAAGGCAGUUCAAGAUGGAGGUACUCAAGGUGCUGUCCAGCACAUUCAAGGAGUACAUUUUGAUCCUUGCAAUCAUUCCUAGCUAUUUUUUCAUGAUGUAAGUAUGCGGGGAGAUGUUUACCAUUAAUGGCAAUCAGAAAAAGACAUCUUCCUUUACAGCUGUGGUUAUAAAACAGAAAUCAUCACGAUACGUAAUUUGCCCUUUUUAUGCUCAGUGCCUACUAGUCGCAUAAGACAAAAAAUAAAAAAAACAAUGUACAUUAUCUUAGACUAAAUAUGCACAGCUGUGCGCUAAGUCUUGGAUGUUAAUUUGUUUUUGUUUUUUACUAUUCUUUACCACCUUGUCAAAGGUCUGUCUGGUCCUAAUACCCUCCAAUGAGAUCCAAAUACCAUGAUAAAUAGCCUACCUAUACUUUUAAGAGAAUGUUGAAAAACAGGUUUUCUUAAUGUUUUGAAGGAGGACCAAAUUUGUCACACAUUAACGAUUGAAAACCGGAUUUUGCACAUAAAAAUAUAGUUUCACAUUUGUACACAUACCAAGCAGAUCAUACAAAAUAAUCAGCCUCUUGUCUUCAUCUGCUCCAAUUUUCCGUUUUUUUUUUAAAUUUUUUUAAAAAGUGUCUUGAAGACGGGGAUUGCAUAAUUGCAUUUCUGUAAUAAGUGACGUAACAAUUCUUAGACCGCAUAUCUACUCCAUCCUGUACAGAACAAGAUCACAAUGUUUCACUCUCUUUACGCUCUCCUGACAUCUAGCUAGUCUUGUUUUCUUGUCCUGAGGGCAGGUGGCAGAAAUAACUGUUCCACGUGUCAGUGCAGCGGUCAGAGUGUUUAGAAGCACUUUUUCCAGUGCUUUCUCAGGUCCGAGCAGUCGUCACCCAAGCAAGCCCCUCCAGUCCUCACAUGUGCCAAUAGGGGUUCCUUGUCAUUUAAACUCCAUUUUCUUCUGUGAUCAGGGCACGUAUUGCAAAUACAGGGUUUAGUGGCAAACCUGGAUAAGUUCUCCCAGAAAAAGUGGUCAACUUCCUAAUAGAAGAACCCUAUGGCUCCAUUCAUCCAGGAAACCGAGCCAAAAGGCACUUCUUUUAGGAGGAUUAUCACUUACUAUGUGUUAAUUUACCCAAAUGUGUACUUCAUACCUUGUACUUGAAUUGCCACCCAUUCAGGAUCUCGAUCACUGUUCACAUUAGCCUCCUGUCUUUGUUCACAAGCACAGCAUUGUGGCUUUUGCAUGGAUAAGCAGCAAUAGGUCCUAGGCAGGGUCGACACAUCAGAACGGAUGCCGCAUCCGCAACACUGUAUACACACUUACCUUGUUGGUGGGGUGAUCACUGUCAGUUAAAAUUCAUAUACCUCAAUUUGUGAACACAGCAUUUUGGUCACGCUGUUGUUGUUGUUGUAUUUUUGUUUUUAGUUGAUUAAGCCAUCAAGGCAAAUCAUAAUAAACUAAAAUGGGUUGCAGCACAAAAUUGCACUGACGAAUUUCAGACAAUACCGCCUGAUUGGAAAAAAUAGGCUCCUGUGUAUAUGAGGUGUCUGAUGUCAGUCAAAUGUUAGAUGUAAAUAAUUAUAUUUAUGUAUUUUGCAAUCAUGAAAAGCUGGCUAAAUAUACUGGUUCAAGAACCCUU
Messenger RNA from Alosa sapidissima (American shad), 5220 nucleotides. RefSeq names its product solute carrier family 35 member E4 (gene slc35e4). The transcript has 2 exons. Gene Ontology annotation, molecular function: antiporter activity. Gene Ontology annotation, cellular component: Golgi apparatus. NCBI's taxonomy places the organism in Eukaryota, Metazoa, Chordata, Actinopteri, Clupeiformes, Clupeidae. The coding region runs from base 239 to 1531 and encodes 430 amino acids. The record is from RefSeq and is a predicted model, not a curated record.